AUGGUUAGAGGGCAUCAAUUUCAUCCAAACAACCCAAUAGCUGGUCAAGCCAAUGUUGUGUAUCGAGAUGGGCAGAACGUCUUGGAAAACAGGAGUUUGUCUUGUGCUGGGUUUUCAACAUCAUUACUUGAUGCAAGUCGCCUAGAAACUGCGGGCCAAUUUCAUCAAGUCAUUCCAUCUGAUGCAUAUGGUAUGGAUGAAGAGAAAAAAAAUGGCUCAGUGUUAAAGAUUGAAACAGAUCCUAGUCUAAACUCCGAUGGUGUCAGUGCAAGUGGUUUACCAGCAGUGACUUCAAGGUCUUCCUGGGUUCUCUAUUCUGAAGAAAGAACCUCCCAUACUCUGUCAGCAUCACGUGAUGAUACCCCAGUGCCUUGUCGUGAUGUCCCUGCCCUAAAUGUAGAGAAUGGAGAAAGUCAGUACCAGGAUGAUGCACUUUUUAAACCACCUUACACAAAUGCUAUACCAAAACCUUCAGAAUCAAUCCUUUCUGUAACUUCAAACCAGCAAUCAACAACACAUCCUGGACCAAUUACUAAAGAGGCAGCUCAAUCUCCCCUAAGCAACCCUAUGUGGAAUAGAGACAGGAAAUUAAACAUGGCCCCUCUACAGUGUAGUGAUGAGGAAAUACACUCAGGUCAGGAAUGGGAAGAAUCAGGUAAAUAUUCUGAUGCAAAUGAGAGUACAGUUAUUUUUAUCUCUCCUUGCCGGAAAAAAUUCGUUUAUAUGCAGAUAAAAAUAAUUAUUCAGUGUUGAAAAAUUCCUUUUGUAGGCCUUAAACCGAAUUUUUUCACAUUCAUUUCAAGAAUUGGUUACACAAAAAUAGCAGAGUGUUAUGGAACUACAGAUUAUGGUUAGGAAUUAUGUGUUCAUAGUCAAUUGUACAUUUAUUUCUAAUUGAUAUCAAUCUGGGGUUAUAUUGGUAGAGAUUUGGUUUUAAACUCUAUUUUAAGUUAUCAGAAACUUGUUUGAAGAAAUACCAGUAGUAAGAGCUGUGGCAUUAAAUCAAAGAAGUGCAAUAAUUGAGAAAAGUGGUGUAUUUUUUAUUGGCUCACUUUCAAACCUAGUCAGUGCAGCUUCCAUGUCCUCCAAAUACAAUCCCCUCCAUUUAUAAGCCAUCCCUUAACUUCCCAGAAAGUUGGAUCUAAGACUAGGAUUAUUCUAAAGCUGGAAAAUCUUGAGAACCUGUUCCGUAAUUAAAACCAACUCAGUAUCUGCAUAAUGUCAUUAACAAGGAAACUUACGUGAGCCAUGGUAUUUUGCCAGCAAUUAUUGAAGUGGAAGGUCUCGCCAGUUGGUUUGAUCUUUGUGGGAAUGAAGAUGCUGGAAAGGAUGAGCAUUCAAGAUGGGAAAUGUCAUCUAUGGAACCAAAUAAGACUGAUGGAGGUGUGGAGAGAGAUGUCUUUGAUUCAGAGGAAGGUUUAAGCCAAGGACAGAGGCUCUUUUCUGAACAAGGGAACUCGCAUAUUCACCUAUCAUUACCAGAUGAUGCCUCUGUUCAGAGUCGUCGUCCUGAAGUAGAGAAUGAAAAGAGCCAGGUGUGUUUGUUAUGUAUAGUUUUUUCCCAGAAUUUGGAAGUUAGAUCCUUGAGGGCAACUCUUAAUUGUUCAUUUGCAGAACUUUACACAAUGUUUCACAACGUGAGGUGAAUGCAUGUAUAAACUAGCUAACGACUGUAUACAGGUGAUUUUUUAAUCAGUUAGGAAGGAUUUCAAACUGUGAACUUUAAUCUUUGCGAGAGGUCAGUCUUCUUUCAUUAUUGUACCAUUAGCUUCUAAGCGAAAACAUGUUUCCUUUCUUUUGAGAUUUUUUACCUUUGGGUAAUAUAACCUGUAUGGUCAAAAAUCCUUGGUACUAAUUUAUUUCAAAACAUUUUAGCUGAUGUUUUUCAUGCAAGAUGGCAAUCUUGAAAACAGUGCCUGAACACGAAUAGCAACAAAGUUCAUCAAAAUGGCAGCCACAUUCACAUUGCUAGUUUUAAUCUUAAUUGUUGAAUAAAAGAAAAGUCGAGCCCAAAUCUUUCUCAAUCUAUUUACACACACACUACGUUGCUGAUCUAAGCAGUUUUUAUUGACACGCAUUCACUGUAUGACCUUAGUUUAUACAGGAUAAGUUCACCAAUGCGUUCUCUGUAGUAGAGUGGCAGAGAGUCAGUUGACCACGAUACCGUAAUGCCUGAGAUUUCAUUCCUCAUGGGUAAAACACAAUUUUAGUUUUUUUCUGACUGCAAGCAGUCCCAACUUUUUGCCGAAGUCCGUCUCACGAGUUAAAAAAAAAUCUGAACUGUGAAUGAACACUUAGAUUUAGCAUUGCAAAAACUACUUUGAGUUCAGUUUUUAUUUUUCAGCUCUAAUUCCUAUCACGUUUAAAAUUUGGGAAUGGAGGUAUCGUUAACUCUAAAGCUAAUUUUGUCGCUUAAAAGUAAUAUGUUUGUUUUUAUACGAAUCGAGUAUUACAUAGGUUAUUUAGUUUUUAUGUACAUAUUUUAAGCGCCAAAUGGUGUACUUCAACUGGACAGAAAUAAAAAACUCGCGGCCUAACUGGACGGGAUGGAUAAAAAGACAGGCAAACCUGAUCAGAAAAUAUUUGAAGACCAUAGCUUUGUUCAGAGAAGGGCUAAAUUUGUUAAGAAGUGCAUAACUUGUGAAUUCCUUGAUUUUUAGAUGCGUGCAACAAAUUUACCACGAUUAAAUCGUUGCUUACUGGACUUUACUGUCAGAUAAUUACGUAGUAAUGUGUUAAAAAAAUUGUGAAAGAGAAGGAUCUGUAACAAAUUCUUCUAUUCAACAGUACUUUCAGGAAAAGAACACUUAUAUUUCGAAUGAUAUUUACCGUUGAAAAUUGUUCCCAAUUCAGGUUUCAUUUUCCAGCCAUUAUUCUUAUCACGUUUAAUAAUCAAACUAUCGUUGAUUCCAAAACUAAUUUUGUCGCUUGAAAAGUUAGAUGCGUAUUAUUUCCGAAACGAAUAUUAUUUAAGUUAUAUAGUUUUCCUUUAAAUUUAAAAGCUCUAACAACGUCUCUCGAUCGGACCGGAACUGAAAACUGUCUUAAAAGGUUUGAAACUCGUGGUUAAGCAGGAAGGGACAGAAGCCAUGUCUGUGGUGGGGGGGGGUCACUGUGUUGUUCCAUUCUUAGUGCCCCUUCUUACCAUUAAAUUGAAUUAUUAUCAUAUGCUUAACUGUUGUACAAGGUAAUACUACUUCGGAACUUAUGCUUAAAACACAUUUGAAGAGUAUAGUCGUCAGAAAAGCAGACUCAACCAUUUACUACAGAACGAAUUUAAAGGAUCCUCGCAGCUAAGAACACUACUGAACUAGUAGUUGAAAAUAGGACCUGAAAAAAAUUCAGGUUCGUAGGGGAUUUGAACCCAUGACCUCUGCGAUACCGGUGCAGCGUAGAGUUGGGAGAGCGCUGCACCGAUAUUUACUACAGUACUUUCUCACUGUUUUUCUUUUCUAUAUUUUGAAGGACACUUCACUUUUUACGGCUGCAAGAAAUGGUCAGACUGAUAUUGUAAGGGUGCUCAUAGAAAACGGAGCUGAUGUCAACAAAGUAUGGGUACUUUAGAAGGAUAAAUUCUAUAUGUUAUAGCGAGUAAAGUCAGAGUCUGAGAGUAGGAGUUUAAAUUUCAUUUAAAUUUGUAGCAGAAUGUAGUCGUCUUUAAAGCAGAUUCAACCAUAUAUCCUUAGGUUGGUCAUUAAAGAAGAGAAAAUGCGGUUUAUAUAUUACUAUACUUUCUCAUUGUUUUUCCUUUCUAUAUUUUAAAGGACACUCCACUCUCUGAGGCUACAAGAAAUGGUCACACUGAUAUUGUAAGGUUGCUCAUAGAGAACGGAGCUGAUGUCAACAAGGGAAGAAGGGUAUGUUAGAAGGAUAAAUUGUAUAUUUUAUAAAGAGUAAAGUCAGAGUCUGAGAGUAAGAGUUUAAAUUUCAUUUAAAUUUGUAGCACAAUGUAGUCGUAUUAAAAGCAGAUUUAACCAUAUCUCCUUAGAGUGGUCAUUAAAGAAGAGAAAAUGUGGUUUAUAUAUUACUACACUUAUUCUGUGUGUUUCUUUUCUAUGUUUUGAAGGGCACUCCACUCUCUGGGGCUGCAAGAAAUGGUCAGACUGAUAUUGUAAGGGUGCUCAUAGAAAACGGAGCUGAUGUCAACAAAGUAUGGGUACUUUAGAAGGAUAAAUUUUAUAUGUUAUAAAGAGUAAAGUCAGAGUCUGAGAGUAAAAGUUUAAAUUUCAUUUAAAUUUGUCGCAGAAUGUAGUCGUCUUAAAAGCAGAUUCAACCAUAUAUCCUUAGGGUGGUCAUUAAAGAAGAGAAAAUGCGGUUUAUAUAUUUCUAUACUUUCUCAUUGUUUUUCUUUUCUAUAUUUUGAAGGACACUCCACUCUCUGAGGCUACAACGAAUGGUCACACUGAUAUUGUAAGGUUGCUCAUAGAAAACGGAGCUGAUGUCAACGAAGAGGAACAGGUACGUUAGAAGUUAAGUUAUAUAUGUUAUAAAGAGUAAAGUCAGAGUCUGAGGGUAAGAGUUUAAAUUUCUUCUUUAAAGCAGAUUCAACCAUAUAUCCUUAGGGUGGUCAUUAAAGAAGAUGCUCACGUCACGAGGGCGAGUCCACAUCUUCUUGCCUCAACACCUUUCGAAAACAUGUACUCAGUCAAAGAUAGAAAAAUAAAAAUUGGUUUGAAUAAAAAUUAAGAUAAGUUGAACCCCGAUAACUCGAGUCCUCGGUAACUCGAUUUCCAUACUAACUCGAAGCAAAACUGAUUUCCCUUAGAUUUGCUUCAUACAUUUAAUGUAAUUUUAACCCCUAUAACUCAAAACCCCGUCAACUUAAAACCCCGCUUACUCGUAGCGAUUUUUACUUUCCUUCAGGUACUUUUCUUUGAAAAUUUACCCUCGAUAACUCGAAGUAGAUUUUAAUUUUUGCAGACUAAUGAGAAAUAACAUUUUGCAACGGAAAACUAUUCUUCAAAUAAAUCAUGUGAAUAGAUUUUUCAAAAAAUGUUAAAAUGAGAUUAAGCGCUAUAAACAUUCUGAAGAGCAUGUACUUUUUUGUGGUUUUCAUGCUUUUUUUUGUUUUGUUUUGUCGUUAUUAUUCUCUUACAUUUCUAGAAAUCUUCCAGUGAAACUUGUAUAAGCAUAAAACCUCUUUAAUCAAGUGUUUCUGGUCUUUUUGUUCAAAGCCCGUAUAACUCGAAGUAAUUUCAAUUUCUCAUGGCAAUUCGAGGUACUGGGUUUAGCCGUAACUAAUUCGUAUAGAUAACAUGAAAGAGUAAAUUAAAUAGAAAUUAAAUAAUAACAAAAAAACAAACAAGCAAAAAAAAAAAAAGGAAGAAAAACAUAGAAGAGAGUUGUCAAACAAAGGUCAAACAAGAAAACUUUCAACAGCUGGACAUUUUUUGCUUUUAAUUGACUGCCCAUAAAAUGCUGACAGAUUUCAAUGUGGCAUUAGGCUUGGUCCAUAAAAUUGGCCAAAACAAAAAGACAAAAGAAACUCAGCCCUUACAUUCCUACAUUUUAAUUUGACUCGAUGUAUUCUACUAUUUAAGUUUUUUAGCUUUCUUUGCAGCCUAGCAAAGAUCCAUUGGAAGCAAUUUAGAUCCAUCAUUUUUGUCAUUCGAUCGGAGGCCUUUUUAUGUUAUCUUUGGAGAUUUGUGAGCGUGCCAAUACAGUGGACGGUGGAAAUCAUUAUGUUAAUACAAAGCCGCAAGGCUUGGUAAGAAGUUGUACAACAACAAUCCGUCCCAGAGACUUCAUCCAGUAGCAUUAGAUUCUGAUGAUAUAAAUUAAUGAAUGGACAAAUAAAUGAGGGAAUGAAUGAAUUAAUUAAUGCAUCGAUUAUUUAAUCGAAAAUUCCCAACCAAAAGGUUUAUCAGCUUCAUAAUUUUCACUUCUGACUAACGAAGCUGCUUGAAUUAGGGCAGCCUAUCUUGGGACAGCCCACCUGUUGUCUUUAGAAAAAAAAACGAAAUGAUGCUCAUUUCAUCUCAUCAGUCAACUGCUGAGGGAUUUGUAGCCAAACAACCCGUCGGUUAAAUGACAGAAAUAUUUUAGUGUUCAUCUUUAUACAUCCUAUACUCUCAAUGUUGGCUCGGCUCUCAUAAAGUUUGGCGAGAGCUAUUCAAUUUGAAUAAAUCCCCUUUCUCUCCUUAACCCUAAGGAUAUCUAAAAGACAUUGAUUAAAUAUGAUUGGGGGACCUAAGGUAAAUUUGACUUGGAAAGCAUAAUGAUACAAUUUUGUCCAAUUAUAAAAAAAAAACAUAAAUAUGUCUAACCUUUCGAACAGUUCAUCUUCAGAGUGUUCUUGAACUUCUUCUCAGUUGGGUUGUUGAUCUUGGCAUCACUUUUCUGUAAAAUGAAGUAAGGAGAUUUGAUAAAUCGCCUAUCCUAAUAUUAGCUAUUAUAUUAGCUGACAUUUGUUGUUGUAAAACUUAUUCCUUAUCAGUUUUUCUCCCUAUUUUUUAAUUAUUUUUUUCCUUGUUUUGUCUUUGUUUUUGUUUUGUUUUCUAAUCACCGUUCUUCCAAACGAGUUGUUUUCGAUUGCAAGUAAACUAGUAGAUAACUUAAUCUCACUUUUUGAGAUCGAUCUUUCAGCAAUUUCUCAGGUCUUCUCAUGCUGCCGUUAUCUAGCUAGUAAUUUCUACUUUGGCUACUUCUUUGUAAAUUGCUUCGUAAAGUCGAUAGCAUUACGAUAGCCGUGAGGAUACAACAUAGAUUAAGUAAAGAUUAUGAUGAGUUUAUUUACCUGUUGGAAAAAGGCCACAAUCUCGUUGCCAGCAGUGUCGUUUUCGUGUGUUGCUGUCAUUUUACAGAAGAACUGCUGUUUUUUUAUAUCAACGUGACUCACAGAAAACUCACAACAGGGAAAAUCUGUCGCAUUUUCUUGGUAAUUCCAGGCACUUCUUGAAGCUAUCGCCUACGGAAUUAUAUGAAAGUUGAAAAUCUUGGGAUCAAAACCCUAAAAUUAUUGCGUUGGCAGGCUCUAUCUACUGCUUAAAUACGUGUUUUACCAUCAAAACUAAAUCUUUCUAGUGUCAGUUAUCCCUAAAAGUCAUACUAUCUAACAACACACCCUCCCUCUCUAGAGUAACUUACUUUCAUAUUUUCCCCUGAGAUGUGCCACCCCGAUGCCACGGCAGAAACUUCUAUGCUGAUAUCCUGCUCACUGUUGGAUACAAACAAGCUGGACAGUGUUGUCAAAAAUUUCAUUUCUGCAUCUUCUCUUUCCUUGCAAAUCUGCUGUAAAAUUGAAUAAAAGGGAAAAGGUGAACAGACUUUACCGACAACGUAAACAAAAAAACAAACAAACAAGUCAAACAAAGAUGUACAAAAAAAAUUAAAACAACUUAUUCGAGCAAAGAGCAAACUAACUUAGGAGAAAAAUGACAGAAAAAUUCAAAAGAGUGAUUCAAGAAGAGGAUGAAAUAUUUCAGUAGGAUCAUUGAGGCAAUAAUCUUUCUUUUCUUCUUUAGUUUUUCUUCUUUUUUUCUUUUGACUUAACCUUUAUUCCUAUAGAAAAAAAAUUGGUGGAAUACAGAUCAGGAGUAAAUGUGUUACCUUGAACGGAAUCAUCUAUCAGAUAAACUCUGAUACGCCACUCACAGGCUUUGGUUGGCUCCUUCCCAAAGAUCGCCAUUUGCAUUCACUUCUGGUCAUCUUUUCCUGGAGUUCCAAAGGCUGCCACUUCGAGACUUUCUCUUAGCACUGGCAACGUCAGCCGGAUGUCGUUAUGUUUUGUCUCCACCUUAGCAUCAGGAUACACUUCUUGAAUAUUUUGCCACUUUUUCUUUUUCUUACUUUGAUUUGAAUGUGGCCAGCAUUCAACAGAAGUAACCCAGGUGUUUCCCUUCACCAUCAAACAGCAGUGUUCCAGCAAAAUGGGCUUCGGAGGAACGGGCCCAUUUUGAUAUAUCACGUAACGGCUAGUGACCAUCACAGCUGUUAGAGAUUAAGAUAUAAUAUCAGUUUAAAAAAAACAACUAAAACAACCUUAGAGAAAAAAAGAAGGAGAUGCAUGAUAAACUAGAUUUUAAAAUGGCCAGAUGAACAAGUAAAGAGAUGAAUCUAUAGGUAGAUUGAUGGAUUGAUGGUUGAUAAGAUGGAUAGAUAUAUAGAUAGAUUGUUUGCUUGAUGAUAAUGAUAACGAUGAUGACAGUGACGAUGAUAGUAAUGAUGGCAGUGAUAAUGAUAACGAUGGUGACAAUGAUGAUAACAACGACUGCAAAUAUAUGAAAAUCAUAUAUGUGCACUGCGGUUGAAUAAACGGAUAUAGAAUCGAUCCUUGCAGUUAUGAAUACUACUAAACUAGUGGUGAAAAUAAGGCCUGAAAAAUGUUCAGGUCCGCACGAGCUCUAAACCCAUGACCUCUGCGAUACCGAUACAAAUAAAUGAUGAUAACGAUAACGAUAACGAUGAUGACCGUGACGAUAAUAGUAAUGAUGGCAGUGAUAGUGAUAACGAUGAAGAUGGUGACGGUUGAGGCUAUAAUGAGAAUGAUGAUGAGUCUACAAAUGUGCUUCAGAUCAGUCCUCACAUAGAAUGACACUCCAGUGACAGAAAUGUCACUAAUGAACCAAAGUAAAUUCGAGCUCAUCCAGCAUUCUUGGAAAAGUUGGAAAAAAGUUGGAAAAAAAAUCAAACAAAUGAGCGAACGAAAAAAACAACAAAAAAACGCCUUGUACUGCGUCAGAGGAAAGGUUAAAAUCAUUUCAUGUGUUAAGAGCUACAGAUAAAUUGCAAAUAACUCCUUCUAUAUUUUCAAUAUAAUUUCAAUGUGUUAGCAUAUAAGAGCAGCCGCGAUGAAGAUACCGAAGAUGAAAAUGUAUACUAAUUUGAAUUUCGGGCGAUACAUCGGUACCUUUUGAUGUGUGCAGCAUUUUCUGUUAUUUGCAAGGUACGAUCUGAUUUUUGUAGGAGUCGGUGUCUGUAGAUUAAUGAAUCAGUUGAUAAUAUGUGCAUUGUCUUACCUGGACGCAUUCUUGCUGCUGGGCUGGAUUUUUGCUUUCUCUUGGGCUUUACAUGAUUUCAACACCACGAACAUCUCUUUCUCCCUUUGCGCUGCUUGAUUCGUGCCAACUGGGUGGAUUUUGACCGGUACUUGUCGCCAAUAUGUAACCCAAACAGGAAAGUGAAAGCGUAAAGGGGCUUUUUCCCUAAUUAGUAAAACAUUUAAUACACAAAGUAUGUUUUAGCUAAGCCAAUGAUGGAAACUAGAAUAGAUGGGCAUUUAACGCUGCCAAGAUUGCUUAUUGAAGUCGCCUUCGAUUUCCAUUUGAGCUGUGAAGUUACAUUAAAAUAGAAAUAAAGGCAAAUGUCUUCAUAACAAAUGAAAACUGAGACCACUUGUUAAACAUAAUAAAAGCACGUCAUCAACCGCCAUGCAGUCGCCGUCUGUAGAGGUUAAAAAAAUAAUCAAAAGACAAAACUGAAGUUUUCAUAAGAUUUUAUAUUCCCUUACUAAAUUUUUCUCCUAUGUUCUGCUGCAAAUAGCGAAUCUGGCGAAAGCACCAAAAUAAGGUAUAUGAUUUGAAACAAGUCGUACAGUAAUUAAUCGAAAACAAAACAAAACAAAAAAAAACAAGGCCGGGGUUUUUCCCUCGUCGAAAACAAAAAUUUGCAAUGAAGCACAUUUUUGUCGCAUAGAAAAUCAUUCAACCCUGAUUAAAACACUUUCACGAGACCAGAUAAACAAAAAUCCAGAAACACUUAGGAAAGCGGCCAUCGGGUUUCCAAGAUAAGCUCUUUCGCUGAAGCCCCAGUCUCUAGGCUAUUGAAUAUCUGAGAAGAAAACAGGGAAAUCCUUUACAAUAACUAAGUCUGAGCAAAAAGUUUUCUUUAAUUUUUUUGACGGCGUCUCAAUAAAGGUUGUUGAUUUUUGAUGUGCAAGCAUUUUUGAAGUCGAAAGUGCCAAGGGGAAUCCCUUAAUUCAUCACAUGUUUGGCUUGUGAGCACUCGGUACCCACACAUACGCAGCACCACGUUUUGUUUAGAAACUAACUUUCCUUGAAUCAAGAAUUGUCUAUGCUAAACAGGGGUGCCUAACAGUUAGUGAAUUGUAAUAUUGGACAAUAGCUUUACGACAGGAAAACACUGAUGUGAUAUUUAUUGUUAUGUUAUGUCCGCUAUUGAAUAUAUUUUGUGAACUUCUUACCUUUUUUUUUUUUUUUUUUUUUUUAUAAGGCUGCAAUUUACACCAAAAAAGAAAGUAAAGUAACCGUGUUGUGCUCUAUCGGCCCUACCAUGUCUGAUAACGUUCCUUUACGCAUCCAAGAGUCAUGCGUCGAUUAUUACAUGGUAGAUAUUUUCAGCUGUGUGCGAGAAGCGAAAAAGGUGGGAUCAAGAUUACGGCACCAACUGGUCAUGUACGUCACCAGGGCUUCGGAGGAUUCUGGUCGGUUAAAUAUUCUCCGGGUAUGUGUCGGUCGGCCAGUCGGCCGUUCAGUCAGUCUUACUAGCACUGUUUUAGUAUAUGUUAUUAUAUACUAAAACAGUGGAUAGCGUAGAAGUCACCCUCUAAUUGGUUACAGAAACACCGAAUAUCCUUUAUAAUUUAUCUUCGAGCAACUCACGCAAGAUUUGCACCCGAAAAAAAUAUUGUAAUCGCUGCAGGAGUAAAUGAGUUAAAACCAAAAUUUUGGACAUGUUAUCCCAUUUUUUUAUUACAUGCUGAAAAUGCUAUUCACCUCAGUGUCGGUAGCUAACGUAGAUAUUUACCUCACCACCUCGUGGCUCGGUCAAUAUUCACCACGAGCCACCUCCACUUUGGUGAACAGUUGUUAACUAUCAUUUAGACAGUCGCUGGUAAUUACGGAAAUUAGUUACUACGUCAGACAGUCAGUUAUAAAAUCAGUCAAACCUGAUCUAACCAGUAGUCAGAUGGUACAAUCAUAUUUGAGAAGUAUGCUUGGUUCUUAAUACUCAAGAAGCCUUAAUAUAUGUGAAGAUAAAGUGUUAACUUGUAGUAAUGAAGAUCACGAAAAAAGUAUUUGUCUGUGUUUAUAAUAGACGUCGUGUACAACUCUGAAAUGAUUAUGAACUUUGCAUAGGAGGUGCACCGUGGUCAAAAUACGAAGGAGCUAUACACAAACAGUUUCCGAUGGGAGAGGGGAAAAGGAAAGAUACUCAUUGCACUGUUCAUCAUUGGAGAUUUUGAAUUUUCCAAGCAGGUAAAGAAUAGGAUGCAGAUCUAUAACUAGUUCCACCAACUGAAUUGCUUGAUGGCCUCAUCUAAAAAUUUAAGCCUUAAAGACAGUUUGGAUUUUUCGCUUUGGCAAUUGUCUGCUAAAAAAGGAAUUCUACAUUGGUUGAAACAAACCUAAGAGAGAACGACGAUUUUGCUAGUUAGCUUUAUAUUAGAUCAUCAAAGUGUAAAGUAGUCCACCAUGCGUUAUUUUCUAGGUCGAAAGGAGGAAGAUUGACCAGAUGAGGCUGGCAGAGAAAGUCACGUGCAUCCUACCAAUUUGUGACGCCUCUAUCGUGAAAAUUGAAGGAAAACUGUUGAGUGAAAAUGGAGAUAUGAUCCUGGAGAUGAGAGAGUUAGACGUAGACCUUUUAACAGUGAGUUACCAUUAUUGAAAUCGAUUUUUUUCGAGAAUUUCUCAGAUAACAACCCUUAUGUAUGUUAAUGUAUGUUAACCUCAGAAAGUCCAAUUUUACUUUUCACCUCCGCUCGUUAUCAAGAUGCUGUCUGGUAAAUUUUAAUGGUAAAAUAUUUCUUAAGAAUACCCGCAUGAAGACAUCAAUAAAGUAGCAGAUGUUCCAGGAAUAUAGAGUGAAGCAAGGCUAGAGGAUUGAGACUCAACAAUUAACGUAAUCGUGCAUUUUUUUAAAAAAAAAACCUCUAGAUGACUAUCAAUGUACUCCUUGUAAAUGAGUGUGUACGAUUUUAAAUAAAAUAAAAAAUAAAAUAAAUCUCAUUUGUUACUGAGGCUUUUCACUAGGUGUUGUGACUGUGUGUAAUUUCUAGUCCUGCCAACAACGCAAAAAGUAAAUUAUUUGAAAUUUACUUUGCUUUAGAUGAGAGGCGGGGAAACACGAUGUGGUGUUGAGCACGAGCUAGUUGAGCAAGAUAUAGCAAUCGGAAUUCAGGUUUAACCAGUUUAUAGUAAGUUUCCUUUUUUUUCUUUUAAUUUUGUAAAGUGGCGUAAAUAGAGUAUUUUAUUUCAUUUUAUCUUUGUGCCGCCUAAAGGGAAACUUCAGACACUGCAUUUUUUUACGAGAGAACUCCUUCUAAUGUUGUGUUAUUUUGUUAUGCUGUCAUUUUAUUAUAUUUUUCUUUUCACUUUAACUUUCUUCUCACCAUAAUUACUAAGUCUCACAGUUUUUUUGCUUGUUUUUUUGGGGGCUGCUAUCUGUAUGUUAAGAAUCUUGAGUACAGGUUGGAGGUGAAAGAGAAAGUGUCUGGUAUGCAAACAGCUUGUUUUAAUGUAAUUAGUUUUUUUUAAAAGCUAUGAUAAAAAUGUCAACGAAUGACUACCAAAUUGACAUGAUUUAUCUGGCGUUCUGUGAAAGGAAAACGGUGCAUAUUUAGUUUGAACAUUGCUGUGAAACGAAAUUUAAGGAUCUCUGAGUCGGUAGGGCAGUGAGCUAUAAAAAGGGUUAAUGAAAGGAUCUAUAGCUAGAGAGACAUUUAUUUUUCUCACUGCUAGGUUAUAUAUUGUGCUUGUAUCUAAUCUAAUUAGGGUUGAAGGCGUCACAGGUAUGUAGCGUUAAGGAAUUCUUCUUUUUGUGGUAUAAUAUUGGGUUCUGAUUAAUUUUUUGUUUUGUUUGGAAUAGAAAGGAACAACCGUGGAUUUACAAGUCGCGUCAGAGUUGUUUGUGGUACAGCUGUGCUAUGGCUUUUAAAAAAUUACUUUUACUACGUAACUAGAAAAGGUGCCAUGUUACAAUUUUUCUGAGGAAAACAAAUGCGUAAAACUACAAGCACAAUAAGAUUUCACCCUCGGAAUGGAGGAUGUUGUUCAGAUAACAAUUGAGUUUUACACGAUGUUAUUAGAUUUGGGAGAAAAAAGUUAUCUUCAUGAUGUUACAUUGGCAAUAUUCAAAUUCGCAGCAAAUUUGCAUCAAUUUCAUAACCUAUCAUUGUUAAAGGAACAUAACGAUUUACCUAGUAGAAGUUCAUGGAAACAAAAUAUCAUGUUACUUAUAUUCAAAAUUGCAAGUGGAUAUGAUCUUGCAGUGUGAUCGUCCUGGUCAAGGUAGACCUGAAAGGACUGAAUUUAUUAUUAGGCUAAGGUUGAAAGUUGCAGACAUUUAAUUCGCUAGAAUUAAACACCAAGGUUCAAUCGAGAAAUAUCAAAGGAUCCUGCCAAGGCGCGUGUUGGUUUAUUUAAAGAGGCAGGGCAUGACGAACCAAUCAUAUCCAUAAAGAGUGUAAGUUUUAGAGAAACUGUGGUGCUGCUUCAGAGGAGGUAUUACAAGAUAAUUUGGUUUUACGAACUAAGUUGAUUAUGUAAAUCGGCCACCGUAAAGAGUUUAUAAAACUGACGUUUCGAGCGUUUACCCUUCAUCAGGGUUGAAACACUGGUACAUUUCCGUUCCGACUUGGAAUUGGUAAGUUUGGCUGACCAAAUGAAAACCUUUGGCUUGCAGGGUUAAACAUGAACCUUGUGAUGAGUAUUAAGCAAAAAUAUGCUAUGUGUCGUUGUGCAGAGCUUGAUUGCUCGAUUCGAGGAAAUAUGAUUAUACUAGGUAAUCACCCAAGGCACGAGUCGAUGUUCCUUUGAAAAUUGCAACGAACGCAAUUGGCGUGAAUCAAAUUUUGAAAGUUCUCCCUUGGACCCGUUAAACUGCAAAACUAUAUCAUGGGUUAUCUGGCUCUAAAGGUUUGAGUUUGGCCAAAAAUGCAAGGGGGGGAUAUCAUAUUUUAAAAAGUGGGUGAUGACGAAUAUAUCGUCGCUGGUAAACUAAAUUUGAGAGGCGCUUGAACGCCUUCAAAUACUAGUAGCGUAUUUUUACCAACUAGGCCACAAAGUAGUAUGGUAGGAGCAGAUUAAUAAUGAGACAGGAAAUAAAAAAGCAAAAACCAAAACAAAAAACAAGAAAAGCAAAAAUAACAAAAACAAAAAACAAUAAAAGCAAAAAUAACAAAAAUAAAAACAAAAAACAAGAAAACCGAAAAAAAAGAAGAAAAGAAGGAAGAAGAACAGAAAUAUAUUACUCGGAUUCCAGAGGGAAAACUAUGAUCUCCUUUGAAAUGGCUUUGAGACAAAAUUUCAGAGCUAUUGAAUGUGAUAGAUCGUUUUGUCGCAAAUGUGAAUUGGUACUGGCACAAAAACAAAUCCUCAAUGGACCGUGUUAGUUGAGAAUGGGUGUAUCGCAUAGAUAAAGGCGAAAGCAGUUAAAUAUCUUACGUACAAGUAUUUUCUUUUAACUAGUAUCAGUUAGGUAUUCAUACUGAUGUAAAAUGCUCAUGAUAUCAGUAUUAAACCUUACAUUUAAAACGCUUUAACUUAGCUUCGAUGGUAUAAUUCCUAUUUUUGGCGUUUGUCAUCUUUAAACAACCACUGCGUUUAAUUUUAGUAAAUCUCGUCGAGGUAUCGAACUGAUAAUACAAUGUGUGGCUGCUGUCACGUGUUGCCAACACAAAAUCGCACUCCAAAAAGAUGACAACAUCAAAUACACGAUUAAAGGGGAAUUAACUCGCGAAGUUGAAGUUAAUAAAACAAAUAAUAAAUCAGAAGGGAGACUUGCUUGAGAAUUUGUGCUUCAUGCUAGCUUGACUAUGAAUGUAAUAACUUGCUCAAUAUUAAUUUUUCAGCAAGUCUUUGCAAUGACAAGCGCUAUUUCGCCGUAUUAAUAAGUAGAUGCAAAUAGCAUAGUAUCCUUAAUAGACAUCAUACCUCUCACGAAUAUAUGUUUUAGUGUAUUCAUCUAUGCAGUGGGGUGUGCAAAGCAAACUGGGAUAAGAAGAAAAGAAAGAAGGUAAAAAAAUAAAAACCAAAACAAACAUCUAUGGUAUCUUAUGAAACCUUACGAGUAGUGUUUACUGAAAAUAAGCCCCUAGCCUUUUUUCCUUGAUAACUAUUAGGGUUUUUUUGCAAGGUAUUCAUUUACCUGCCUACUCUUAUUUAUAUGUCUUUAAUUCAUGUCUGUACUGAAGACUUAAUUCAAUCUUUCUUAUUGGUUCUCGCUAAUUUAUACCGUCCCUAAAUGAGACGGCGUCGAAUCCCACCUGAAUCCAAUUAGCGUUUUCCAUAUUGAAAAGUAGAUUUUUUUUAAAUCUAUUUUUAUAUUUAUCAAUACUUUCAGGAUACGUUUACUAGUUUUGUACUUGCUGAAAUAUUUAUCCGUGAGAUAGAAAGUAC
Molecule: messenger RNA, 15296 nt
Organism: Pocillopora meandrina
Lineage: Eukaryota; Metazoa; Cnidaria; Anthozoa; Scleractinia; Pocilloporidae
Source: the annotation of a GenBank genome assembly